Molecule: messenger RNA, 3201 nt
Organism: Phyllostomus discolor (pale spear-nosed bat)
Lineage: Eukaryota; Metazoa; Chordata; Mammalia; Chiroptera; Phyllostomidae
Product: olfactory receptor 4D1
Exons: 4
Coding region: 336-1271 (311 amino acids)
Biological process (GO): G protein-coupled receptor signaling pathway
Cellular component (GO): membrane
Molecular function (GO): olfactory receptor activity; G protein-coupled receptor activity
Source: RefSeq, a predicted model, not a curated record
ACAAAUUAAGCCUAACUUUUGUCCUCUGAGGAAUGUCCCUCCCCUUAAGGCCAAUCCUAUAUGUGUUCCUGGUUUUAGAGAGGCCAGAGAAAUGGAGCUGCGGGAGAAGGGUGGCGUGGAAGAUGGGGGCGGGGGGCUCUAAGUCCACUUGGCCACUUUGGGCUGGAGUGAUCUGACCUGUCCUGGAGCUCCAUCCACUAUGAAAAUAUCAUGCAUUCUUUUGGGAAACAUCUAUGAGAAGAGCAGCAGGUGGAUCUGCAAAGAAAGUCGGGAGCCAGGUUGUGUGGAAACCCCUAAAAACCCAUGUUUCUCUCUAGGUACAUGGGAGAGAUCCCAUGGAAACACAGAACAACACAUGGGUGUCAGAGUUUGUCCUCUUAGGGUUCUCACAGACACAGGAGCUCCAGAAACUCCUAUUCCUGGUGUUUCUGUUUGUCUAUGUCACCACUGUCGUGGGAAACCUCCUCAUCAUGGUCACAGUGACCUUUGACUCCCGGCUCCACACCCCCAUGUACUUUCUGCUUCGAAAUCUGGCUGUCAUAGACCUUUGUUAUUCCACAGUCACUUCUCCAAAGAUGCUUGUGGACUUCUUUCAUGAGACUAAGACCAUCUCCUACCAGGGCUGCAUGGCCCAGAUCUUCUUCUUCCAUCUCUUAGGAGGUGGAACAGUCUUCUUUCUCUCGGUGAUGGCUUAUGAUCGCUACAUAGCCAUUUCCCGGCCCCUUCACUAUGUCACCAUCAUGAAUACUAGAUUGUGUGUGGGGCUCGUGGUGGCUGCCUGGGCAGGGGGCUUUGUCCACUCCAUUGUGCAGCUGGCUCUGAUGCUCCCAUUGCCCUUUUGUGGGCCCAAUGUCCUGGAUAACUUCUUCUGUGAUGUUCCGCAAGUGCUGAGACUUGCCUGCACUGACACCUCCCUCCUAGAGUUCCUCAUGAUCUCCAACAGUGGAAUGCUGGUUCUUAUCUGGUUCCUGCUCCUUCUGGUCUCUUACACAGUCAUCCUGCUGAUGCUGAGGUCGCACUCAGGGCAGGCCAGGAGGAAGGCAGCUUCCACCUGCACCACCCACAUCAUCGUGGUGUCUAUGAUCUUCAUUCCCUGUAUCUACAUCUACUCCCGGCCCUUCACCCCCUUCCCCAUGGACAAGGCUGUGUCCAUCAGCUACACAGUCCUGACCCCCAUGCUCAACCCCAUGAUCUACACCCUGAGGAACCAGGACAUGCAGGCAGCCAUGAAGAAGUUAGGCAAGCGCCUAGUGAUCUGCAACAGGGAGUGAACUUUAAAUAGGUCACCUUUAAAUGACAAACUUCUGUCUAAGCUUUCAUUUUCACAUGUGAAAGCAGAAGUCUUUAUGGAGUAUGACAAUUAGUAUUAAAUUAAUAUUUCUAUGGACCGACUCCUGUGUCAGAUAAUGUGGUGGGCACUUUUAUCUCAUUUUCAGAAAACUGACAAUGCAUAUAUUAUUCUUAUAUUAAACAGUUUGACAAAUGAGGAGACUCAGAGGGAAAUGACUUGCUCCAUAACGGGCAGUGAGGGAAUGGCAGACGUUGGCCAAGCACGGGUUUCCUCUGACUCCAAGGUUACAGGCAGAAGAUGUGGGUGGGCCUGGAAACUCAGGGUCUCCCACACUUGCAAGGGAAAACCUGAGGGUGCCUCAUCUAUGGGUCAAUAUAUCUGUGAUAAAUGGUCAACAGUUUCAUCUUAACUCUGGAACAAUCACAUUCUUUUCUGCUCUCUGGGUCUCUGCCUAAUCACCCACUGUGGUAUAUAAGAAGUCAUCUCCCUUUUAACAUUGUAUAAAUAUUAUUUCCCAUAAGCACAUUUACCCAUUGCAUGCUUUCUACUACCAAACACUCCUUGGAUAGGCUGUGAACUGCUGUACUUUCCCAACACAGUCUUUACAUCACUUGGAAGACAUGGCUGAGAGGAGGAGUAUGUAGGAUGGUUGGGGAACCAAGUUCAGAGAAGGCAGGCCACAUCUAUUAGUGUCCCAGAUCUGGUCAUGAGUUCAGUUCCAAGGCCAACCCCUCAUGGGUGUUCCCUCUGACUUCUGCCCUGGAAUGAGAACCCCUUGAGGGUAGAGGCUGUGCUUUAGUCACCUGUAAAUAGUCCCAGCACCUUGACCAGUGCUUUACAUGGAGAGGCAUUUCUGCUUUCCCUGCAUCUUGUUCUUUCCCUGUCAAUUUCAGAACCUAGUUUUUAUUUCUGUCACUAUCAUAUUUCUGUUUAUUCUCUCCAUCUCCUUUGAAGUACGUCUCCCUUAGUUAAAGUCUUUGGCCUUGUCUAAUGUUUAUUCAAAUAUAAGAAGAUAGUGUACAAGCUUUUUAUUUCUUCUUCCCUUCUAGCAACCAUCCCACACAAAAAAUAAGUCUUUUGGGGUUCUCUCUAAGCCAUCGUUGCAACUCUGACUUUAACUUUCCUGUUCUCAUUUCACACUUUCUCCCUGUUCACAAUGGACCUAUGGAGGUGAGGGGAGAGGAAAUGACUUACUGUCCUAUUUCAUCUGUGUGGUCCCUCAGAAAGCUUUUCCUCCUUUUACAUGAAAUUCCUUUAAGUGACUGAUGAUACUCUUCCCAUCCUCCAAAUUAUCUGUUCUCCAGGUACAACAUCUGCUAAUUACAAUCUACACUGUUGACCCAAAGGGAAGAAAUGUGAGAAAAAUGUCCUCAGAUAUAUUGUACACGUGUUAAUUCCACAAGAUGAGGUGCUUGAUUCUUCACUGAAUUUGUUGAGAAAUACCCCAUUUAAAUGAAUACAGCUGUAUCCAUGAAAGUUUAUACCUUUAAGACAUCUUUUACUGAAGCUAUGCUGUUUUUACAACGUAAAUUUGACUCAAAUCUAAAUUUAUUAACCCUAAAUGGGUUGUUGCAAUGUCUUCCACUAUAAAGACUUUAGAAGGGAAAAAAAUGUUCAUAAAAUGGCUUACCUUAAAAAAUAUCCCCAGUGCUCUGAUGCUGUCUUCAGUAGUGUAGUGGGACAACAAUAGACUCUGAGGCCAUGGGGUUCCAGUUCAGGCUCUAACUCCUGUUGGUUGUAUUCCUUUCGGACAUCAAUGAACCUCUACUUCUUUAGCUGUGAAAUUUCCAUAAUGCCUCACGGUGUUGUGCGGAUCAGUGGCAUGAUUGCAAAACAUCCAGCACAGUCCCUGGCACAUAGUAGUUGCUCAGUUAAUGUUAGUCCUUUCACAUAUUCCCAUUUACCAUCAU